AUGGACUGCCAUCAACUUCUUCCUAAGGACGACCUUAACGCCGCUCCUUCCACCCUCCAGCUUCUCCAGAACUUCACCAAUCUCCCCAUGGUCGGAAAACCCCUAUACGGCGUCGUUUCCGACGCCGUCUACAUCGGAGGCUCCCAUGAUCAGGGGACUGCUGGGGCUAGGGUUCUGUGUGUAGGGGUUCAGGGUUUCUUUUCCAUGAUACCAUUAAAGUUGGCUCCUGCCAGGGUGAUCAUCAAAGGGGUUGCGUUGACACAGAGAAGGUGGCUCUUCUCAAGUUCAAACAAGGCCUCACAGAUACAUCGGAUCGGCUCUCAUCUUGGGUCGGGGAAGACUGCUGCAAAUGGAGAGGCGUGGUCUGCAACAACAGGAGCCGUCAAGUUCAUUGGUUCGUUGGAGAAGUUGAGAUAUCUCAAUCUCUCUGGUGCAUCCUUCGGUGGACCUAUUCCUCCACAACUUGGAAAUCUUUCCAGCCUGCACUACCUUGAUCUCAAGGAAUACUUCGAUGAGUCAAACCAGAAUGAUCUUCAUUGGAUAUCGGGUCUUACUUCGUUAAGACACCUUAAUUUAGGAGGUGUAGAUCUAAGCCAGGCUGCAGCUUAUUGGCUUCAAGCUGUUAGCAAGCUUCCUUCUCUUUCCGAGUUGCACCUACCUGAUUGUGCACUUGCAGACCUUCCUCCCUCUCUUCCAUUUUCCAAUCUGAUCACAUCUCUUUCAAUCAUCGAUCUUUCCAACAAUGGUUUCAACUCCACAAUACCCCACUGGUUAUUCCAGAUGAGGAAUCUUGUGUAUCUAGAUCUCAGUUCCAACAAUCUACGAGGCUCAAUUCUUGAUGCUUUUGCAAACGGGACUUCUAUUGAAAGAUUAAGAAACAUGGGUAGUCUGUGCAAUUUGAAAACAUUGAUCCUCUCUCAGAACGAUUUGAAUGGGGAAAUAACUGAACUGAUUAAUGUUUUAUCUGGGUGCAACAGCAGUUGGUUAGAGACGCUGGAUCUGGGCUUCAAUGAUCUAGGUGGUUUUCUUCCUAAUUCCCUAGGAAAACUCCAUAACUUGAAGUCUCUUUCGCUUUGGGAUAACUCCUUUGUAGGCUCCAUUCCGAGUUCAAUUGGAAACUUAUCGUAUUUGGAAGAACUGUACCUCUCAGAUAACUCAAUGAAUGGGACCAUCCCUGAAACUCUUGGACGACUUUCCAAGUUGGUAGAGAUAGAGCUAUCUGAGAAUCCUCUGACGGGAGUCGUAACAGAGGCUCAUUUUUCAAAUCUUACAAGUUUAAAGCAGUUUUCAAACUACAGAGGGACUCCAAGAGUUUCCCUGGUUUUUAAUAUCAAUCCUGAGUGGAUUCCUCCCUUUAAACUCAGCUUCCUCAGAAUAAGAUCAUGCCAAUUGGGUCCCAAGUUUCCCGUAUGGCUUAGAAAUCAAACUGAGCUCACCGAUGUAGUGCUCAAUAAUGCUGGGAUCUCAGACAGCAUACCAAAGUGGUUUUGGAAGUUGGAUUUGCAUCUUGAUGAGCUGGACAUCGGUUCUAAUAACCUGGGUGGCAGGGUGCCAAACUCAAUGAAGUUUCUUCCUGACUCCACCGUUGAUUUGAGUGAAAACAACUUUCAGGGGCCUUUGCCACUAUGGUCAUCCAACGUGACGAAACUGUAUUUGAAUGACAAUUUCUUUUCUGGCCCAAUCCCUCUGGAGUAUGGUGAAAGAAUGUCCAUGCUGACAGAUCUAGAUCUCUCCAGUAAUGAUCUAAAUGGCACCAUUCCCCUCUCCUUCGGGAAACUAAAUAAUUUAUUGACCCUUGUCAUCUCAAACAAUCAUUUGGAGGAAUUCCAGAGUUUUGGAAUGGUUUACCUUACCUCUAUGCCAUAG
This is a messenger RNA of Vitis vinifera (wine grape), 1866 nucleotides long. RefSeq names its product receptor-like protein EIX2. Lineage: Eukaryota; Viridiplantae; Streptophyta; Magnoliopsida; Vitales; Vitaceae. Gene Ontology annotation, molecular function: protein binding. The record is from RefSeq and is a predicted model, not a curated record. The coding region runs from base 1 to 1866 and encodes 621 amino acids. The transcript is spliced from 2 exons.